Messenger RNA from Umbelopsis ramanniana AG, 1619 nucleotides. RefSeq lists its product as uncharacterized. NCBI's taxonomy places the organism in Eukaryota, Fungi, Mucoromycota, Umbelopsidomycetes, Umbelopsidales, Umbelopsidaceae. The coding region runs from base 128 to 1321 and encodes 397 amino acids. The record is from RefSeq and is a predicted model, not a curated record. Gene Ontology annotation, cellular component: nucleus. Gene Ontology annotation, biological process: regulation of DNA-templated transcription. Gene Ontology annotation, molecular function: RNA polymerase II transcription regulatory region sequence-specific DNA binding; zinc ion binding; DNA-binding transcription factor activity, RNA polymerase II-specific. The transcript has 9 exons.
UAUGUUGAACCAAGAUGAUGCGAAAGCCUGACGUCGCACACCCCAGUAGUAGUUGGCUGAGUUUGGGUGGGAAAAAGAGUGGCCAACUCUCAUUCGGUUUUUUGGCUUGUUCCUCCUAAAAUCAACAAUGAGCCCAGACUCAGACAAACCUCCAUCUCAAAAGCAACAAGAACAGGAAGCAGAUCAGCAACAGACUGGCAGCUCUCAGGACGCAAAGAAGAAAAGAAAUGGGCCAAAAAGAAGAAAAGUCUCUCAUGCUUGCGUAUACUGUAGACGAUCACACAUGACUUGCGACGAUGGGCGCCCUUGUCAACGCUGUAUAAAGCGCAGCAUUGGCCAUUUGUGCCACGACGAGCCGAAGCCUUCCAGCAGUGCAAAUAGAACGCCGCAAAGCAAACCGUUAAACGCAGGAAAGAAUGAACAAACAACAGGAUCUUCAGCUCUGUAUAAAGGUGAUUCCGGUCAAGCCAGCAGCAGCAUGCCACUGCAACUUUUUGGAAACCAAAUGGCAGGUGGUCCUCUAACCUUUGCUAGCGAGCAUAUGGGUAACGAAAUUUCAGUCAUUAGCGCAUUUUUAGACUCUCUUGGAGGGGAUGUUCAAACACUAUUCUCCAAUAACGAAAACAGUGGCAAUAGUCAAAGCGCUACUCCACCAAUCAAUAACCCGGCCGAAAAUUACUAUAUCACAGCAGCAGACCCGAGAGAUGGAAGGCUGGAAGAUCGACUGACAGAGGUGAUAAAUGCCAAAUACGAAGCAGGUUUUUUACGGCCGUAUAAUUACGUUAAUGGAUAUGCACGACUUCAGAAGUUCAUGGACAGCAACAUGUCUCCGUCUAGUCGUCAAAGAAUCCUGAAUGUUAUGGGAACAUUUCGUCCAGCAUUUCGACACGUAGCUCAGUCGCUCACAGACAUUGAUUUAAUCUUGGUUGAGGAAGCUUUCGAACGAUUGUUGCUGGACUAUGAUAGAGUUUUCAGUUCAAUGGGCAUACCUGCCUGCUUAUGGAGACGUACGGGAGAAAUCUAUAGAGGAAACAAAGAAUUUGCACAGCUUGUCAAUGUACCAAUCCAAAUGCUGCGGGAGGGCCGAUUGUGUAUAUACGAACUCAUGGCUGAGGAGUCUGCUGUUAAUUAUUGGGAGAAAUAUGGGAAUAUAGCAUUUGAUGCUGGGCAAAAAGCUGUUUUGACAUCGUGUUUAUUGAAGAACCCGGAACCAGAAAAUACAAGUGUCAUGUCCUGCUGUUUCUCCUUCACUAUCAGGCGCGAUAAAUACAAUAUACCGACCGUCAUUGUUGGCAAUUUUUUGCCGGUUCAAUUGCAAUGAUAUAUAACGACACUAUCCAAAAUUUCGUAUUGUCAACAUAUGCGAAAAUGAAAAAAAUACGAUGCCAGGAAAGAUGAUGGGAUAUAGUCACCGCCGUUGAUAAUUGAAAUGUUCAUAAUCAUUUCUGCAUGUUCCGUCUGUACAGUCUAUUGAUUUGCACAUCGUUAAUAUCACUAAGUCUUGCACUUUGGCAUCUUACAAUACAACUCAUGAAUUACUCUUGUAAUAAUAUCUAGUGAUGUAUCUACUGUCUGUGAGUCAGUUUCUUGCAACAUGAUGUCUACAGCAAAAAUUCAAG